Penicillium lagena is the source of this 183-nucleotide messenger RNA. RefSeq lists its product as uncharacterized. Bases 1 to 183 code for a protein of 60 amino acids. The record is from RefSeq and is a predicted model, not a curated record. The transcript has 2 exons. NCBI's taxonomy places the organism in Eukaryota, Fungi, Ascomycota, Eurotiomycetes, Eurotiales, Aspergillaceae.
AUGACCCUUCCUCAGCAAGCACACGACGCCGUGGCUCCAUUCGUGGCACACGGAGACGACGGAGCGGAAGCGGCAGCGAGAUUCGCCCUCGACGACGAUCGGUCGGUAGCGGGACCAGUGCCACCAAUGUACAGAUCUUGCAUCGCAGCAACUCGACCAAGUAAUCGCCUCGGAGGCUAUUGA